Klebsormidium nitens is the source of this 1733-nucleotide messenger RNA. NCBI's taxonomy places the organism in Eukaryota, Viridiplantae, Streptophyta, Klebsormidiophyceae, Klebsormidiales, Klebsormidiaceae. The record is from the annotation of a GenBank genome assembly.
GUGCAACCUAUAAAUUGAAUACCAGCUGCUUUCAAAGGUAAAUUUGAUGCACAUUCUCCCCCCAAAUCCAAAAUGUGCCUUUCAACCCUAAAAGGAGCCUCGGAGGCGCAAUGGAGGUUUUGUUGAAAGUCGCCGGGGCAACUAUACAUCAAAUUUUGCAAUCUCAACGGCAAGACUGCUCUACAAAAAGCAAUCCUAGCUUGCUGAAAUGCAAAGUUUGUGGAGAAAGACCUUCUACUCUCCCCCCACAGCCCGUCCCUGCCUCCUCAAGCCCUGAGCACAAGGCAGCCAUUGCGGCAGUCUUCUGCUUCAAAUUACUGGCUGUAGGUGUUCCGGUUUAGGCCUUGACUUCCGGGACUUUGGUUUUACUGAGCACUUUGUCAGUCUUGGGCAACCGCUGAAAGUGCCCGGGGAUUCAGCGGAAGUGACCGUCGAUGUCACUUCCUCUGGUUCUGAACCGUCCGAUGCACAUAUUUAUCUGAACAUUCUAGGGGACAAGAAGUUUAUGCCAGACAGGAAUUUGUUAAAAUUGUGAUCUGCUGUGGCAGUGCAGCAGUACCAAGCCUCCAACGAGCUCUCUGAUUUGCAAAGGUAGAAGGUGCUUUGCAACAAGAAAGUGUUGCGCGAAAAACGUGCAGUCACUGGCUGAGGAAGAUAAGCUUUCUUUCAUUAGAUGCUCAAUUGACAGAGGGAACUUUCUGGUCCACUCAAUCUUUCCAGUAAGAUCGUGCAGGGAACGGCGAAAUUUGUAGUGUGGGAAAAUGCAGGGCGCUUACAGCCCCGCUCCGCCUGGCCAGCUUGUGUUCAAGCAAGGGCACUCUCCAAGCAUGUCCUCUGGUCCGACAGUUGAGCAACAGCAAGCACGAUUGAGGAGUCUCAGAGCAGUGGCACUCGUUCUCCAGAAGGAGGGGGCCGCUACCCACAACUGGCGAUUGCAGCGAACCCAAGAAGAUCAGCAGGUGCGGCUGGAAGAGGAAGAGUCCGCACUCGCAAGGUACCAGGAAAACGCACAGCUGCUCACGAGGCUGUUCACUCCUACAGAGGAGGAGACGGAACAGGGACGAUGGGCCGAGCUCAGAGAAAAAAGUUUGCAGUCUGAGUUAGAUGUGGAUAGGGUGAGGGCUUACGAAGGAGAUGCUAAGGAACCAAGCUCAGCAGGCGCGACUGGCAGGGGGAUCAGCGAGGGGGCAAUCAGUGGGGGGCUCGACGUGACAGGGACACGGGGGGUUUUUGAGGAUCUCGAGCAGGUGAUCAAGUGCCUGCAUCCAGGAGAAACCUCUGAGCAAGAGGGGAGUCGGAAGCAGGCGCUUGAGAAACUGAGAAGUUUGGCUAGGGAGUUUGAGAUUGACGGAGGAGGAGGCGAGGGGUCUCUUCCUGUGUCGCCUAGAAAGGGAAAGCGGAAAGCUGAGCCUCAAGAGGAGGCAAAGGCUGGAUGUAUCGAGAGCUUUGGGCAGCUCCUUGUGGAGGCCGGGAAUGUAACUAGCAACCUAGAGAUCAGGGAGUCUGAGAGGGCAUAUUUGCAAGCGCUAAAGAAGGCGUGUCAUUUGCCGCGCCUGCCGGAGGGAGAGGAUGCGAUUUCGCAGGAGUGUUGGCCAGUCUGUAGCAAGCAGUCGUGUAGGACACGUCUUGAUGGAGAAGAAGAAGACGACAUGCAAAGACAUGUUGAGGUAUUGACCAGCUGUCAAUUGUGAUUCUAAUGAGAUGGCCGCUUUUGGUGCGACCUAUAACGCGCC